UUGUAUUCUGCUUUGUUAAUUUUUUUUUAAUUGAAUAUUUUUUAUCAAGUGUAAUUUAUUAAAAUGUUUAAAAAAUAAUAUUUAGAAAGUUAUUCAAGACAAUACCACUAUAAAUAUAAAUAAUAUUGCUUAAUUUAGUAAAAGAAAUUAUUAAAUAUAAUUAAAUGGAUUCUUUUUAUGCAUCUAAGGAUAAUGUUCAGUCUAUUGAAACACAUUUUUGGACACUUGGUGAUUUUAUUGAAAAGCGAACUAAUUGGAGUCAGAAUGAUGAAGUUCGAUUAGUUAAAUACCUUGAGCAAUUAUCAAAUAAAAUAGCUCAAGGUGCAAAAAAUACAUUAAAUGAAAUAGAUGAUUUGGUUGAUUAUGCUGAUAAUACAGCAAUUAAAAUAGCAAAUAUUAACAAUGAGUUUCAGCUGUUAGCUGAAAAACAAUUUAUUGAAAACAAAGUUCAAGAAGAAGAUGAAACUGUACAAAUAACAUCAGAGAAAACAAAAACUGUUAUACAAGAGAAUAGUGAUGAUGAAAAAUUGGUUGAAAACCUAAAAACUACUUUAAAAAAUAGUUUUAAUGUGAUUAAAACUCAUUUUGAAAAAGUCACUAUUGUUGUUAGUGAUUCUGAUGAUGACGAUUUAAAACAUGAAGAAACCAUUUUAAGACCACGUAAAUUUUAUAAAAAAUUGCAACUACCUACUUUUACUGGAAUCUUACAAUCUGAAGUGGAAGAGGUUAAUGACAUGUCUUCAGAUUCUGAUUAUGAUAUUAAAAAAUCAAAAUCAUUUGAAAAAGAGGAAUCAUUAUCCAGUAAUGAAGUAAUUGAAACUAAAAGUGAUACACUAAUGUUUAUGGAUGAAAAUAAUCAAAUGAAAUGUAAUUCACAAAUAGAAGUAAAUAGUCAAAAUAGUGAGCCCCAAAUAUUAAAAUCUACUCCAGAGUCAAGAAGUAUAAUUGAAGAUGUAUUUAGUCCACCUCCAUUAAAUGAUAAUGAAGAUGAAGAUGACAACGAUUAUAAUAUAUUUGGUCAAUAUUCUAAAAGUGACAUGUAUGGAGAUCAAAAUUUAUGGGAUGACAACGAAAGUGAAUUAUCUCACGAACCUCCAUUACCUGUUUGCACAGAUAAUUUUACUGAUAAAUUUAUUCAGCCAGUUAAAGAUGAAAAUCAUUUGAUAUCUGAUGUUCAACAAUCAUUGAAUGAUGAACUUCGCAAACGAUUCCAUAAGGAUAUCUUAUCAGCUGAUAAUAUGAAUAAUGUAAAAAUUCAACCAGAUGAACCCUCUCUUAAAAUUAAAUUACCUAAGGGAGCUGUAAAUGUAUUAGGAGGAUCUUUUAAUAAAAGUUUAAAUCAAGCUUAUAAACAAACUCCUAAUAUUGAGUUGCCAAAUGAGAACCAAAAUGAAUUUUAUAAUAUAAAUCAAACAGUCAACAACAAAAAAACAAUUGUUUCAUCAUCAUCUGAUCAGUCAAUACAAAUCAUUACAUCUGAUGUUGGUAUUUCUGUACAUAAGGAAAAAAAUUCUAACAAAAAGAAAUCAUUUUUUGAUCCUGAAUCUGAAGAUGAAGAUCUGUUUACUAGUAAAUCAAAUGUAACUGUUGUUGAAUCAGAUUUAAAAAAGAAAAAAGAAGUUUCUACAAAUAUUGAUUCAGAAUCGAUAGAUAUAGUCUCUGAGUAUGACUCCGAAAAACCCUUAUUUGAAUCUAAUUCAACUAAUAAAUCAAAACAAAUCAAAAGUAAAAUUGAAUUUUCUGAAUAUUUAUCCGAUAAUGAUGAUUUAUUCAAUGAAAAGCCUUCAAUUAUUCAAGACUUAAGAAAAAUAGAAGACAAAAAAAAUAGAAAAUUGAAGUCUGCAGCAGAAACUACAGAAAAUUAUUAUAAAAAUAAAUCAAACAAUAAUAAUUCUACUUCACUUUUAAAUAAUAAAAUCAAAGAAAAUACACAAAAGAAUUUAAUUCUUUCAUUGCCUAAAGAUACAAAAAAAUCUAUAUUUUUAUUUUCAUCUGAUGAAGAAGAUGAUUUAUUCAAUGUUGAAAACUCAAAAGUUAAUGUUUCAAAAAUUGUAGAAAAUCAACAUUCAAAAGUAUCUAAUAAUUUAUCUACUAUAAAAAGUAAAACAAAAGUUGAAUUAUUUGAUUCUUCAUCUGAUGAAGACUUAUUUAGUAUUAGUAAAUCAAAUAAAAAUAAGAAAAUUAUAGCAACUAAUGAAAAAAAAUCAAUCAUAGAGGCAUCAUUAGAUGAUAAGAUUAGUAGUGAAGUACAAAGUACAGAUACAUUCAAUCAAACAACUGUAGACCAAUUUAAUAGUAGUGUGGAUAAAUUAGCCAGAUCUGCUAUUAUUUCUAAUCAAGUUUUUAAUGAAAAUAAAAAUGUAUUAUCUGUCGAAAUUUCUGAUAAAUUAAAACAUUCAAAUAAUAGUAAAAAUAUUGAUUUAAAAGUAAACGAUAAUCUAAAUUCUUCAGAAGAGGAAUUUUUCAGCCCCGUAUCAAAUUUUGAACAAUUUAAUGAUAAAAAUUUCUCUCAAAAUAACAAUUUUGCUUGUAACAAUAUUGAAAAUUCAAAUGAAUGUGAUAAUAAACUAACUUCAGAUAAAAAAGAAAAAAACAAUUUUCAAAAUAUUGUAACUAAUAAAAUGUUUAAACAGAAUGAACUAUCAUCCAUAUUAAGCAGUGAUGAUGAAGAACUUUUUACCUCUAAACUAAAAAAUUUUGUAGAGAGUAAAAAUAAUAAUCAAGUGUCAGAAAUGAAUAGCACAUUAUCAUUUAAUAAAGUGAAGCAGAUAGAAUCCAAUGAUUCAUUUGAUGGUGCUAUUAUUAGUUCACAAAAAUUAAGCAAUGAACCACCAACAAAGUUGCCAGGUAAAUUACCCAAAAAUAUGGGUUCUUUUAUUAAUAUUACAAGUUUAAGUCCUAAUUCAUUGCAGUCUUCAAAACUAUCAAAAUCAGAUACAGAAAAUUCUAUAGAGAAUUUAGAUGAUUUACCGAAUUCUGAAGCCAAAUUAUAUAGUGCUGGAAAAGAAAGAGUUAAAAUACAAGUAAAACGAAGACCACAGAGUCGUAAAGCAAGACAAACUGCUGCUCAUAUGUCAUCAAUUGUAUUUGAAAAUAAUUUUAAUUUGCCAGGAAAUUCUCAUAAGGAUGAUUUAACUUCAGAUUUUGUGGAUCAGUCGACAUCAGUUAUAUCAAAUGAUAAUGAGUCUAACUUAAAACAAAAUUGUAAUGUUGUUGCUACACCAAAGUGUGAUGUAUUAGAAUCUGGCUCUGUAAAUAUUAAUUCAAGUUCUGAUCUAGAAAAUAUUAAGAAAAAUUCCAUAAAAUCAAGUGAAAAUAUUUUAAAAAAAUUCGAUUUAGAUACUCUAAGUGAUGAUGAUGGAGAUAUAUUUGAAUCUUUAAUGCCACCUCAUUUUAAUAAAAAUCUACAUAAAACUACCAAAAUCUAUAACUCAAAUGAAAAAAGUAAGGAGAUAGUUGAAUCAAAUUUUGAAAAAAAUACAAUUGAUUUAGCUAAAGACUUGUAUUUAGUUGAUGAUUGUUGUAAUAACGAUAAUAUAUUUGAGCCUAAUAAAGAGAUAAGUAUUACUGAUGAAUGUAAUAUUCAAAACAAAAUAAUAAUUACAGAAACACAAUCAGACAAUAUAAAAGAAGAAGUUAUUAAUGUUAAAACUAAAAUAAUAAAAGGAAUUAUGAAUACAGAUAUACCAUCAUUUUUAGAAACUGAAAAUUCUUUAAAAACAAAUAACUCUUUUAACCAAAAUGGAAUGACAGAAAAAAAAGAUAAAAUUAUAGAAAUAAAAUCAACUGUUAGUAAUAUAAGUUCAAACACAGCAACAAAUAUGACGGAAAAGAAAAAAGGUGACUCUUUAUUUUCAUUUGAUGAAGAUGAUGAUGAUGAUGAUGAUGAGAGUUAUAUUUUCUUUUCAAAAUCAAGAAAAGCUAAGAAAGUCACAUCAAACUUAUUUGAUAGUGAUGAUGAUUUAGAUUUUAAUCAAAAAUUCAAAAAUAAAUCUAAAGAUAAUCUUACUAAAACACAAUCUCUGUUUGAUGAUUCAAGUGAUGAUGAUUUAUUUGAUAAUACGAGUAAAACGACUAGUGUUAAUGAAAAAUUUGCAAAGAAACCUACAGAACAUAGCAAUCGAGUUAGUUUUGAUGGUUAUGUAAAACUUACAGCUGAAGGUGUUGCUUCUAAUCCUUUAGACAAUAAGGAAUAAAAGAACUUUUAUUAUAUUAUUUAUAGAUAUUAAAAUAGUCUUAUAUUCAUACAAAUAAAAACAUCUAACUUAUAUUAUGUAAUUAUAUAAUAUAUAAUUUUGAGUUAAAAUCAUUAAUUUUUUCAUUGAACUAUAGUUUAAACAUUCCAUUUUAUUAUUUUUAUGAUACAUUAUUUACAUCCAUUAUUGUUUAACUCUUAUUAUUUAUUUUAUUUUAUUUUAUUAUUUGUUAAUGUAAUAGUUAUUAUACAAUUUUUAUUAGUGUUGGAUAUUUAGCAAUCAGAUUUUCUAUUGUUUGUUUUGUUAUUGUUCAAUUAUUAUAUAUUUUUAUGAAAAAUUUUAAGGUUUUUAUGAAAUAUGUGUAACUAUACUUAAGAUGCAUGUAUAAUAGUAAUAAUAUUCUAUCUUCUUCUUUUUCUUCAACUUACUCCCAACUACUUGAGGUCGGCCACCUCAAUCCACCACCCUGGACCUUUAUAUAGGUCUCCAUCUUGCCUUACUAAUCCCCUUACAUGGCAUCUAAUUUUCAAAAUGAAAAGGACAUACUUUAGGUACUUUUAAAGAAAUCUGAUUAAGUUAAUACAUUUUUGAAAAUUUUAUAAUAUCAAUUUGAAAU
Messenger RNA from Daktulosphaira vitifoliae (grape phylloxera), 4812 nucleotides. Its product is annotated as protein PFC0760c-like. The coding region runs from base 165 to 4196 and encodes 1343 amino acids. The transcript is spliced from 13 exons. NCBI's taxonomy places the organism in Eukaryota, Metazoa, Arthropoda, Insecta, Hemiptera, Phylloxeridae. The record is from RefSeq and is a predicted model, not a curated record.